AUGUUAAAUACGAUUGGUGUUGUGAACAGAGGUUUUUAUUAUGUAGCCGAAAAACAAAUUAAGCUUAAAACCGAUCAAUUAAAAACAGUUGUAUAUAAUCAUCAAUCGAAAUUGCAAACUGGUAUGACCAAGCCAUGGCUCGAUGCAAUAGCUACUCCCUACAAGGAAACAUCAGUCGAAGUUGUUAAUGAAGAUUGUCUUCUUUGUUAUCAGCGUUUGAUAAAAAAGUCUGAGAAGAUGAACGAAGACAAACUUUGCCCUGUGGUUCUAAAUAUGGCUAAUGCCGACUCACCAGGUGGUGGAUAUCGUAAAGGAGAUGGAGCGCAAGAAGAAAAUAUGUUUCGUCGUUCGAAUUAUUCUCGAAGUCUUGAUAUGGAUCUCGAUUUUGGAAAACCAACGCCGCGUUUCUAUUGUAAUUCGCAAUGCAAAGAAGUACCCAUAUCUCAAAAUCAAAAAAUGUAUUCGAUGGAUGAGUUUGGUGCAAUCUAUACAUCAGGAUUGAAUCUUUUUCGUGAUCCAGAAAAUGAAGGCUAUGCUUUCAUGAGCGAACCUAUGUACGAUGUAUGUGCAAUUGCAAUGGCUGCUGAUCCAAGGGCGAAAUAUUGCUUAUCAUCACAAACAUGA
Rotaria sordida is the source of this 624-nucleotide messenger RNA. NCBI's taxonomy places the organism in Eukaryota, Metazoa, Rotifera, Eurotatoria, Philodinida, Philodinidae. The record is from the annotation of a GenBank genome assembly.